AACAGUUUGUUAUAGUUUAGGUUAGGACUAUGGCAACUUUUUUUAGGCUUAAUAAUUAUAGCACAAAAUUGUUACAGGUGAAAACAUUAAAAGUUAACAAAAACUAUAGUCACUUAAGUAAGAAAUAUGAUAAAUAUAAAUGUACCAAUGUUCUUAUCGUAUAUUGCCAAGAAUCACAUACAAAUGCAAAUGGGGAGUCUAAGAGCCCAAAAAACGCUGGAAUUCUGGCAAAAGUAUUUAAGCGUAUUACCAUUCCUCUUGUUAAAAAUCAGCCAUCUAGAGGAUGUUUUCAUCCAGGUGCCUCUGUUCUGACCAGAGAAACCCUUCCAAUUGAUGGAAAACCAGUUACAGGAAUUCAAAUGAUACAUGCUAUGUUACAAUAUAUUUGGCCAAAAGAUAAUAAGGCAAUUAGAGAUAGAGUGACAUUGGCAGUGGGCCUAUUGAUAGGCGCAAAGCUGAUGAAUGUAGCUGUGCCAUUUGUUUUCAAAUAUUCGAUUGACUAUUUGAAUGCUGCGAAUACACUCAAUAUGAACUCUGCACCUGCCACUGUUGCUACAGUUGCUACAAGCAUGUUGCUUGGAUAUGGUAUUGCCAGAGCUGGAGCCGCUGGUUUCAAUGAACUUCGUAAUGCAGUGUUUGCCAAAGUUGCCCAACAUUCUAUUCGUAAAAUUGCCAAGAACGUGUUUAUCCAUUUGCACAAUUUAGAUUUGGCAUUUCACUUAGGACGACAGACAGGUGCUUUAUCGAAAACUAUUGACAGAGGUUCUAGAGGAAUAAAUUUUGUUCUGACAGCUAUGGUGUUCAACAUAGUCCCAACUGUUUUUGAGCUGGCUUUAGUUUCUUCGAUAUUAGGAAUCCAAUGUGGAGCCGCAUUCGCUGGUAUAUCUAUGGGUUGUGUUGGAGUAUAUGCUGCGUAUACUUUGGGUAUUACUCAAUGGAGAACAAAGUUCAGAGUCUUCAUGAAUAAAGCAGAAAACGAAGCGGGAAACAAAGCUAUUGAUUCUCUUAUCAAUUAUGAAACAGUAAAGUAUUUCAAUAACGAAAAGUUUGAAGCUGACAGAUACAACAAUGUUUUGAAAAAAUAUGAACAAGCAAGUUUGAAGACGAGUACCAGCUUGGCUCUUUUGAAUUUUGGACAGAACGCUAUUUUUAGCGUUUCCCUAAGUGCUAUUAUGGUACUGGCUGCCCAAGAGAUUCUUAAAGGAAAUAUGACUGUUGGUGAUCUGGUGAUGGUAAAUGGAUUACUUUUUCAACUAUCGAUACCCUUGGGAUUUUUGGGUAGUGUAUAUAGAGAAGUUAGGCAGGCUCUAAUUGAUAUGCAAACUAUGUUCACCCUUAUGUCUAAAGAUCCCGCUAUUAAGAGCAAAGAGCUGGCCCCUUUCCUUCAUGUUGAUGUAAACUCUUCGGACAUCAAAUUUGAGAAUGUAUGCUUUAGUUAUGGACCAGGAAAAGAUAUUUUCAAAGAUUUAUCAUUCUCAAUUUCACCUGGGCAGAAAGUUGCCAUUAUUGGGGGAUCUGGUAGUGGAAAAACAACUAUCGUCAGACUGCUGUAUAGAUUUUUCGAGCCUUCAUCUGGAAGAAUUCUGAUAGGUAAUCAGGAUAUAAGAGACGUUGAUUUGGAGAGUCUGAGAAGAUCCAUUUCAAUAGUUCCUCAAGAUUCAGUUUUAUUUCACGAUACAAUUAUGCAUAAUUUACAUUAUGGCGAUCUUAGCGCAUCUGAAGAUAGAAUUAUAGAAGCUGCUAAAAUGGCAGAAAUACAUGAAAUUAUUCAGAGUUGGCCGAAGGGUUAUGAAACGCAAGUAGGAGAAAGAGGACUCAAAUUGUCUGGAGGUGAAAAGCAAAGAGUCGCAAUAGCUAGGGCUAUUUUGAAAAAUUCACCCAUACUUAUUUUCGAUGAAGCUACUAGUGCAUUGGAUUCUAUCACUGAAAGGAAUAUAUUGAAAGCUUUGAGAAGAGCAACUCAAGGUAGAACAAGUAUUUGUAUAGCACACAGGUUGAGCACUAUAAUGGAUGCAGAUGAAAUCCUUGUGAUUCAAGGAGGAAAGGUUGUCGAACGUGGAAGUCAUUCAAAUCUCAUUCGACUUCCGCAAAGCUUAUAUUCAAAACUAUGGAAAGUUCAGAAUAUACAAGAAGCUGCUGCCAUAUAAUGGGGGGAAAUAGAUAAUUGGUGUAAAUAUGUAUUUUAUUUGAUGUACAUUAAAACUUUGUACAUAUAUAUGUAUAAUAUUCUGUAUAUGUAUUAAAUAUAUGCAAUAGGG
This is a messenger RNA of Coccinella septempunctata (seven-spotted ladybird), 2258 nucleotides long. RefSeq names its product iron-sulfur clusters transporter ABCB7, mitochondrial (gene ABCB7). Gene Ontology annotation, molecular function: ATP hydrolysis activity; ATP binding; ABC-type transporter activity. The record is from RefSeq and is a predicted model, not a curated record. Gene Ontology annotation, biological process: transmembrane transport; intracellular iron ion homeostasis. Gene Ontology annotation, cellular component: mitochondrial inner membrane. Lineage: Eukaryota; Metazoa; Arthropoda; Insecta; Coleoptera; Coccinellidae. The coding region runs from base 30 to 2147 and encodes 705 amino acids. The transcript has 10 exons.